Laetiporus sulphureus 93-53 is the source of this 1645-nucleotide messenger RNA. RefSeq names its product oxalate decarboxylase. NCBI's taxonomy places the organism in Eukaryota, Fungi, Basidiomycota, Agaricomycetes, Polyporales, Laetiporaceae. The record is from RefSeq and is a predicted model, not a curated record. Gene Ontology annotation, biological process: oxalate metabolic process. The transcript has 17 exons. Bases 147 to 1469 code for a protein of 440 amino acids.
CGUUUCUGAUGUCGUUCGCGCCAACUCUGAUAUUCUGACCUUCACCAUCCACAUGGUUCCGCCCGUUAUUCUCCGGACCAUGCACCGUAUAUAAGCUAGAUCAAGAAGCGCAUCGUUGGCAAUCAACUCACCGCGCUCGCUACACGAUGGGCAAACUUCUGUCAUCGGUCUUUUGCGCCGUACUCCUCUCCGCAUCAUCCAAUGGCGCGCCCGCUCUCAAUGUGGAACUGGGGACGAGUGUCGCGUCGUCUGACGCUCCAAGUCAGACUGUGUUACUCGCAAGCGACAAUCCCAAUGGCAUCGAGUGGAAUAUGACCACCGACGCCGUCCCCCAGCCCAUCCGCGGUUCACUUGGAGCAACGAUCCUGGCUCAGCAGAACGUCGCCAUUGACAGGCAGAAUCCUGACUUGCUGGCACCGCCCACUACCGAUCAUGGAAUGGUCGGUAGUGUAAAGUGGCCUUUUAGCUUAAGCCCUAACCGUCUUCAGACGGGCGGAUGGGCUCGACAGCAGAACGUCGAUACUCUUCCGCUAGCGACAUCGAUGGCAGCGGUCGACAUGCGCCUAGAGGCCGGGGCUAUUCGCGAACUUCACUGGCACAAGACCGCUGAAUGGGCAUAUGUGUUGAACGGAUACAUGCAGGUGACUGGGGUCGACACAGAAGGGCGCAAUUUCCUAGGGACCGUGGGUCCCGGAGAUCUGUGGUACUUCCCGCCUGGAAUUCCUCACAGUCUGCAGGCGACCAACGAGUUAGAGGACGGUGCAGAAUUCCUAUUGGUCUUUGAUAGCGGAGAUUUCAACGAGGACUCGACUUUCUUGCUGACGGACUGGCUGGCGCAUACCCCCAAAGAAGUAUUGGCGAAGAAUUUCGGCACGACAAUCGCCGCAUUUAACAACAUCCCAGGAGAGGAAUUGUACAUUUUCCCGGCCGACCCUCCUCCGGUGGAUGUGACUGCCCCGGAAGAUCCUCAAGGACAAGUUCCUAACCCGUACAUUUACAAGCUAUCUGAAGUGACUGCGACGCAACUUGCUGGAGGAACUGUAAAGAUCGCCGACUCGAGGAACUUCACCGUGUCGACUACGAUUGCUGUUGCUGAAUUGACUGUAGAGCCUGGAGGAAUGAGAGAACUACACUGGCACCCGACGGAGGACGAAUGGACGUAUUACAUCUCGGGAAAUGCACGUGUGACCGAGUUUGCGUCCUCGGCGACUGCGCAAACGUUUAAUUACGGGCCCGGCGACAUUGGCUUUGUGCCAGCAUCUUACGGGCAUUACGUAGAGAACAUUGGCAACGACACCUUGCAUUAUCUGGAGGUCUUCAACACUGAUAUAUUCCAAGAUAUCAGUCUUAAUCAGUGGCUGGCCUUGAUCCCCCCGGCUUUGGUCAAGGAACACUUGCAACUCUCUAAUGAGACUAUUGCGCAGCUGAGCAAGACAAAGCCUAUCGUAGUUGGUUCGACUAAGGUUUAAUACUUCCGCUUGCGUACGUGGUCUCGAAAUUUCAUAUGCUAUGAUUCUACACGAAUGUGCCUUAGUCUCCAUAUGGUACAGGAAGACAUUGUUCUUAGUGUUCCGCGUGCAUCUUCUAGCCGAUUUCUAUUCACUCUGUAACACACAAGUUCAAAAGACACUUUCUGUAUGCUGCC